ACAAGACCUGGCUUAAGCACUCCACAGUGGAUGCACCGUGCAGCUGAGGUGCCUGGUACCACCAUCACUGACCUCCCCUUUGUCCACGAGAGGAGGAGAAUUAGAGAGCAGGCAGCACAGUUGAGGACUGUGGAGUUCUGAGUCUUUGCACGGUGGAAAGGCACAAGAGCAACGCAGCAAGCUCUGCAGUGGCAGUCGCAGGGCAGCAAGCACAGAAGAGCUCAGCAGUGACCUCGUAGUUGUGAGGAAUCUUUGGAGAGCCCAGUGUGCUCAUGUGCAGCAUUGGUGUGAGAGAAGAUGAUCUGAGCUCUGCAACACCACCUCCCACCUGAACACACUGAGCACAGACAUCACCAAGGCUUCACAUCGCUGUUGAGGGCUUCAGUUCUUACCCACUCAAGAUGAAACUGGACACAAGAACCUCCUGAGGUAAGGGGUGAUUUAAGACUCAUAUCCCACAUUGGAUGUCCCCCCAGCAGAAAUCAUGGCAGGCAUUUCCUGGACUGAAGGAGUCUCCAAUGAGACAGAUGCCAAUUCCAGUGCAGAAUUCCAUUUGGAAGCAGACUUCCAGUAUUCCUUGUUUACUGUAAUCUACAGCGUUGUAUUCGUGCUGGGACUGAUAGAGAACAUGCUGGCUCUGUACCUGCUGUCCUGCAGGGUAAAGCACACUUCUCAUUCCUAUGUGUACAUGAUUAAUCUAGUUCUGGUGGACACCUUGUUUGUGUGUAUGUUGCCUUUCAAAAUUCAUUACCACCUGAAUGGGAACAACUGGAUCUUUGGGGACAUAGCCUGUAGGAUAACUGGGACUCUGUACUACAUCAACAUCUGCCUCAGCAUCGCCUUUUUCACCUGCAUCUGUGUGGACCGCUAUGUCGCAGUGUUGCAUCCCUUCACCUACAUCCAGAUCAAGGUCAUCCAUUAUGUUGUGGUGGUCACAGUGCUUUGGGUGGUUGCUCUGAGCAUCAUGGUCCCCCUCAUCCUUGGAGGUCCCCUCCACAACAGGGGUGUGGGGAACACAGUAGCAUGUUUUGAGAACUUUGCCACCAGUAGCUGGACUUCCCGCAUGACAGCUUACAACAUCCUGGCCUUGGUGUUUGGGUUUGUGAUCCCAUUUGCCAUCAUUCUGAUCAGCUACCCUCUCAUUGCCAAGAGGAUCUCCCGCAUCAAAAGCAGCAUUCACAAGAGGAAUGCCCUGAGCACCAUCUACAUCAUCCUGGUCAUUUGUACUUUGUGCUUUCUCCCCUAUCACCUCACUCACUUGCUCCACUUCCUGAUGAGAAUCCAGGUCAUCCAGAACAAGGCAUUUGCCAGCUUGAUCUACAAGAUGCGGAAGGUCACCCUGGCCCUGGUGAGCUUCAACUGCUGCCUUAACCCACUCCUGUACUACUUCAGCUCCUCCAGCAAGCAGUGGCACUUCAGCUUCAAGCUCAGAUCCAGGUCUCAAGUGGUGUUCACCAUCUGUGACCAGAAACUUGGGGAGUCCUCCUAUGUUUAUAAACUGCAUCAGAGACACGGAGAUGGACAAUAGAGAGGGAAUCAACUGAGCUACUCAAAUCACAGCAACACACAGUUUCUGGGAACUGCUGCGUCUUUCCCACCCUGUGAGACUGAGAAUUUAUCAUCUGGGGGUUUCAGAGGCACCAGGAACACAGUGGCCAGGCUGAUAAACUGCUUAAAAGCCAACAAGAUACUGAAGAUGAUGUGAUUUGGUAACAGAUAUAGACUGUGUGUUCUGUUCCUUCCCACGCUGCUCCCAGACUCGAUGAAGUGUGUGUAUGUGCUGACUGCUGAGCAGAGGAGGGCAAAGGGAAGGUGCCCUGGGGCUUGUUGACCAGGGCAGGAGGAGGGCCUGGCUCUGGCAAUGGGCUGAAUCCAUGUUUCCAUUUCUAAAUGGGCAAAUUGCAGGUUGAAGGUGACACUUGGACCUGUCAAUGCCACAACAGACACUGGGGUUUGUGGGUUAUGCUGUGUUACUGGAAUAGGAACUGCUGUGGACCUUAAAGAAGGGAGAGAGUAGCCUCAUGGGGCAGAAUGGUGUGGGGAGACCAGUGAUUGUAUAUGUCUAUAUGAUGUUGUAACUUCUCUUUCCACAAUAGAUGUUCAGCCCAUUCUCUGAUGGCAGCUGCUACUCUGCUUAAGGACAGAGGUAAAGAGGGGUGGAAAAUAAGUAGCAUUGGUGUAUAUGUUGUGGUCUUGGCUGAUGGAAAACCACCCAUGCAUGAUGUAGUAAGCCAAAGGUCUUGCUGAAGCUGAUCACUGAACCACUUCAGCAACAGAAGAUGGAUACAGCAAGCAAACCAAGAGCAGAUCUGAAAUCACUGUAAUAGAGCUAAAGCUUUGUAACAAAUGGCUUUUGUGGAUGCAUUUGUUGGGAUGGGUCUGACCAACAUUAGUUAUUGCUACCUGCACUUUGAAUCCCAUAGAGUGGAUCUGUGUUUAAUGAUGGGUCAGUGUCUGACCUCCCCCUUCCUGCCUUCUGCUUUUUGUUUGAAGGAUUUAUUAAGUAUCAGUAGAAAACCUGCUCAAACUCUUCUAAAAAGCUGAAGAUGAGGAUUCCUGAGUUCCUGUGCUUGAUGGGGUUGGCAAGACAAGUGCAAAUCCUGGCACUUGGAAACAGAGCUGCAGAAAGCCUCCAUGGGAGUAUUAGAACAAACUAAUCCUUUACCUUUCAUGAGAGACUGCUAUUUCUGUCCCAUUUAUAGGCUAUGGAGAAGCCUCCCAGCACUGGAGGGACUGUUCCUUCCAGCUAAGCACAAUCUUUAUGUUCUGCACAAAGGCAGAAACUAAUUCUGAGCCUCUAUCCAGCAGUGCAGCUUUCCUGGAGGCUGGCAGCUGCCAUGGAGAGAAGUAUGGGUAAGGAAAUGUUACACUGCUGGGUAAAGAGCAUGUCUAGGGGUUUAUUCUCGUCUCCAUUAUAGUCUGCGUGUUAGUUGUGAUGCUUUGAAAGCUCCUUGUUUCACUGGGCACUGCUGAGGGUUGAAGGGAAAAUAGCUGUGGGAGGGGAGAAUGUUGAGCAUCCCUUACAGCAAGAGGUGUCCUCAUGACUCUAAAGCUGCAGUGACCCCUGGCCAGGUCUCCAGCAUGGUGCUGCUGAAGGGUGCAGGCAGGCACUGCAGUCACUGCACCAACACUUGUAAUUCUUUUACUAAAACAAAGCCAUUAAAAAGCAUUGACAGUGUAACCAAAAUAAACCUGACUGUCUCUGAAGCACCUCUGAGAGUGGUGUCCUCGGGGGAGCUCACGCUGUGCUCUGGGGGAGUCCUUUCUUCAGAAGGGAGGUGAGGUAACUGCCCAGCUCUUCAUCCUAGAGAGAGCAGAACAGAGAGGGACAGGAUGAAAGCAAUCAUCUGCUUGACUUGGCCGAGUGGGCAAUAAAUUCAACUCUGGUGCCUAGAAAGAGACUGAAGUAAUUUUAAUGUUAGCAGUGUUCAAAAAUGGAAGCAGUCCAGAUGUAGUUCUGGGUGUUCUGUCAUAAUAUCAAUGCAAAACUCCAUUUGGCAAAGCAGGUGUCUGGACUUGAGGUACCUCUUUUGAGGAAAAUGGCCUUUUGUCUUGAAAAAGAAUAUAGAACCAUUCAUUUUUCCUUUUUUGCCCUCUUUGCUGUAAAAGCAUCUAAAAAUGUAGCCUGAGAAGUACACUUUUGAAAGGAGGGAAGAUCAAACUAUGUCUGAUGUUACCACUAGUUUGUGUUAUCCUGCUUUCUGCUGCUUGUUUGGAGUUUCACACCCAACAAAUACAAUGUCAAAUACCUCCAAAUUCCUUAUGGCAGUAGUGGUGUAGCUCAGAUUAGAAGCUGGGUACUGUAAUGGCCUCAAAACACAGAUAUAACUGUAAUUAACUUGUAGUUAAAUUGGUAAGUACAUCUUGAAGAACUCCAACCUGGUAGGUCCAGGACACGAGCAGAACUUUGGUUCCUUGAUCCUCUGAGUGUGCUGUGGCUUGGAUAAGAAUGGACUCCACUGUUAUAGACCCAUCAGGGAGAUGCUGCACUGAGUAAUCU
Molecule: messenger RNA, 4000 nt
Organism: Melopsittacus undulatus (budgerigar)
Lineage: Eukaryota; Metazoa; Chordata; Aves; Psittaciformes; Psittaculidae
Product: lysophosphatidic acid receptor 6-like
Exons: 4
Coding region: 485-1528 (347 amino acids)
Biological process (GO): G protein-coupled receptor signaling pathway
Cellular component (GO): membrane
Molecular function (GO): oxysterol binding; G protein-coupled receptor activity
Source: RefSeq, a predicted model, not a curated record